CUCAAAUCUCACAGUGAACACUGUUCACCAAGCUCAAAAAGUUGUCACAAAUAUUUAAGGAAAAUUCUAAAAAAAUAAUUUAUAGGCAAGAUGGCUUCAGAGGAAGAAGAGGAAUACACAGAGGAGGAGACCAACGAGGCCAUGUUAUUUAUCCGUGAGCACGAGCUGCCCAUGUCCGAAUUGGGUUAUGCUCUCAAGUAUGUGCGGAUUCUACACGGGAACCCAUCCCAAAACAAUCAGGUGAUGCCAGCCUCGAUGCCCCAGAAUCAUGUUGCAGAGGUGGAGCCACCGCCUUUAGACUGGGAGGACGAAGAGAUCCAAAGCUUAGCCCGGCACCUAUAAAUGUGUUAUAUGGUUUAUAAUGUUCUAUUUUGUUUGUGUUAACUGCCUUGAGAGAUCAGAUAACUGAAAAAACUGAACUUCUUAAGGGC
Molecule: messenger RNA, 431 nt
Organism: Drosophila subpulchrella
Lineage: Eukaryota; Metazoa; Arthropoda; Insecta; Diptera; Drosophilidae
Exons: 2
Coding region: 91-342 (83 amino acids)
Source: RefSeq, a predicted model, not a curated record